Ectocarpus sp. CCAP 1310/34 is the source of this 1905-nucleotide messenger RNA. Lineage: Eukaryota; Phaeophyceae; Ectocarpales; Ectocarpaceae. The record is from the annotation of a GenBank genome assembly.
AUGUUCUCCAGCGGGAGCGAGGGGUCCCCUCGCAACGGCAGGGACUACGGGCGAGGCACGAGCUCGGUCACGUCCACGAUGGACGACGCCUUCGAGAGCACGGGGACCGUCGUUAGGGCAGAUGGCCCCCUGAUGUCGCCCGUGUUGCGCACGCUGGCCUCUGCCGGCUCCGGCCUUGCGGAGGGGAUGAUGAUGCCCGUCGAGGAAGUGCCCAUCCUACCCGACCCUGCUGGUGACACGAAGGGGUUAGUGGUGGCGGCCUUGCGCGCAGCAGGAAGGGGGCAGCAGUUCGUGCCGCUCGAGCCCCCUGACAUGGAGGCUCCGCGAAGCACAGCAGCAAGGGCUCACCAUGGCCGCGGGAGGCUGAAGCAACAGCAGCAGCAGCAGCAGCAGCAGCGCGAGAGUGACAUGAGUGAAACAUCAGAAAAUGCUGAGGGUGGGGCGCACUUGACGGGCGGUCUGCCGCUACCUGUCGACUCCGUUGGCCCCGGGGUUCCGGACGGCGGGGUGGAUGGGAGGAGAGGAUUCCCACAACGGAAGAAGAAGACCAGCAACAUCGGCGGCGGCGGCGGCGGCGGCGGCGGCAGCAGCGGCAGCGGCAGCGGUAGCAGCAGCAGUAGCCCGUCCCGUGUGCGUCGAAGAGGCAGACCGCUGUCAGAAGAACCAGAAAACGACGACGCCUCGGCGACCGUCAAGGGGAACAAGCGGAGACACGCGCCGCCGACCCCCAACCACCGCGUCUUGUCCGGGGCCUGGGGUAAGCUUGCAGCUCCGGAAAGGCCGGCGGCAGCAGCGGCGAAUGAAGAACAGGGAGGGAAGGAGGAGCAGGGCAAGGACGAUUGCGCCGCCAGCUGCGGCUCGCGGUCUUCGAGCGAGUUCACCUCUGAAUCCAACGAGGCCGGCAGCAGCAGUGAUUCGCCCUCGGCAGCAGCAGCAGCAGCAGCAGCAGCAGCAGCAGCAGUGGUAGUGCCACCGCCGCCGUCGCCGCCACUGCCACCACCACCAGCAGCUGCGCCCUCAGUUCCGAACGAAUUUGCCGGCGAUGCCGAUGACAACGUCGAUAUCCCAGCCGCAAGCGACCUGCUGAGCGAGUUCGAUAGCAACACCACCUGGGCCGGCGCCAGCGCGCUGAGCGUGGCGACGACGCGCACGGCCGGGUACAGCUCCCUCAUUGAGACGAGCUCCGCGCUGUCCCAGUACCCAAGCAGCUACCGCUCGACGACCGCGGCUAAGCUGGACAACGCCGGGGUCUGGUGCGAGGAGUCGCAGGGCAAGAACGGCGACCUCAACGGCGUGUCGGUAACCACCACCGCUAACCGCCGGAGUCGGGGGCGGGCGAGCCCUUCUCACAACCUGCGGGUCAUCGGCGGGACGCCGGCGCGCAGAGGGGUUCGGAAAGCGAAGCCAGACAACAACAACAACGGCGGCGGCGGCGGUAGCAGAGGCACUGGUGGAGGUGGCACAAGAGUCAACGGCAAGAUGUCGGGUUCAGGCGGGGACAGCGGCAGCAACUCCGGCAGGCCACGGACGCUGGUGAGGCCCACGUCGACGCCGCGGAGAGCGGCCAUGUCUCCUCACGGUGUGGCGAUGGACGCCGCUUUAAGGAUGGUGGAGGAGCGCGGGGCGAGGCUGGGGAUCGUGAGGGAGGAGAAGGAGGGCGACGGUGCUGCUGCUGCUGCCACCGCUGCUGCUGCCGCGGCCGCCGCCAACCGCAGCGAGAAGGCACGCGAAGCGGCGUACGCGAACCAGAUAGCGGCUCCGGCGAUGACGUCUCUUGAGCAACGGCGACAGCGCGCUAAGGCCUGGGCACUGUCGAGCAUCAGUCUGGAGGACACGCCAGGCGCGCGCCUGAAGGCUUUUAUUUACCAGUUCGACUUCUUGCAAUCAACCAUGCUGCAUAUUUGA